Molecule: messenger RNA, 1794 nt
Organism: Macroventuria anomochaeta
Lineage: Eukaryota; Fungi; Ascomycota; Dothideomycetes; Pleosporales; Didymellaceae
Product: PLP-dependent transferase
Exons: 7
Coding region: 206-1693 (495 amino acids)
Biological process (GO): biosynthetic process
Molecular function (GO): L-2-aminoadipate:2-oxoglutarate transaminase activity; pyridoxal phosphate binding
Source: RefSeq, a predicted model, not a curated record
UUCGACAACUCACAACACAUUUCCAUCUCAUCUGAUAUAAGCUGGACAGCUGAAACAGCACCCGGUGGCAGCGCACUCCUCUACUCAUUCUUACCGUAGGCGCCCGACACAGCGCCGCGCACCAGCCACAACGCCCCGUAAUCGGUCGUUGACCCGUUCAAAAGCAACCGGAUUGGCAGCUGCAAGAAGAAGCAGAACCGUGGAAAUGACAGCCUUCUCCCCGCACAACAUCGCCGGGUCGGCCACCAGCAAAAAGAAGCUAAUCAAUCUUCUGAGAGGAUGGCCGAACCACUCCUUGCUUCCAACGCAGUUGCUUGAUAGAUCUGCCCAUAAAGUGCUCACCAACCACUCUGUUGCGUUCUCUGCCUUGGAGUACGGCCCGGAUCACGGAGACCCACGUUUGCGCAAGCAUCUUGCGUCGUGGCUGACGACCUUCUUCAAGCCUCAAGAUCCUAUCACCGACGAUCGUAUUGGAAUUUCGGGAGGAGCUUCGCAGAACCUCGCAGUCUUACUGAACGUGUUUACUGAUCCAUCAUACACUAGAAAGGUAUGGUUCGUGGCGCCGGCAUAUCAUCUGUCCUUCCGCGUGAUCCAAGACGCUGGAUUUCACGACAAGUUCCGCGCUAUUCCAGAAGACGAGGAAGGUAUAGAUAUUGAGUACUUCAAAAAAGAGAUCAAGAAAGUGGAAGAGAAAGUGGCAAGCCAGGGUAUCUCGCAGCCAAAACACAAACCAGUAUCACGGCCUUGGGCCAAGGUGUACAAGCAUGUCAUCUACGCAGUCCCAACAUUUUCAAAUCCAUCGUCUAAGACCAUGAGUUUAAGACGGCGUAAGGAGCUGUUACAAGUGGCAAGGGAGUACGAUGCGCUCGUCAUCACAGAUGAUGUAUACGACUUCCUACAAUGGCCGUCUAAGGUUACCUCUGAGUCUGAGACAGUAUCAGUAGAGCAAGCCCAUCUGCCUAGAAUUGUAGACCUCGAUCGGUACCUUGACGGCGGUGCCGAAAGGGAAGGCGCCGACGGCUUCGGCAACGCGGUCUCGAACAUGAGUUUCUCUAAGAUCUCUAGUCCCGGCUUGAGGUGCGGCUGGUGUGAAGGUACACCAAAGUUUGUCUCAGGUGUCGCAGAAGUGGGAUCAACUCACUCAGGUGGCAACCCUAGCCAGUUCACUUCGAACAUCCUAGCUGAAGCCAUGGAGGAUGGUGAGCUUCAACGUCGCGUAACAGAGCAACUGCAGCCGGCAUAUGGCAAGCGCUAUCGUUCGAUGAUCAAAGCCAUCAACGACCUGUUGGUCCCACUUGGUGUCCGCCUGCCUCAAACCGAUCGUGACAUCGUUGGUGGUUACUUCAUCUGGCUCACUUUGCCGGAUGGCAUGGAAGGUGGUGCCUUUGUGGAACGUGCUAGGGAAGAUGAGAACGUGGUUGUUGCACAGGGUGAGCUCUUUGAAAUUCCCGGUGAUAACGACCAUCCACGUACGUCUUUUAAGAACGACAUUCGCGUCUGCUUCGCAGUAAGUCUUGCUAGUCUUGUACCCUAUCCAUCACUUACACGUCCAAAGUGGGAAGAUGAGGACGCGCUGAUCGAAGGCAUCGAACGCCUUGCGACUGUAAUUCGCACGAUGCAACACGAACAGAACACUACCGGCAGCUACAAGAUUCGACUCCAGGUAGAGCAGGAGGCAAAGAACUUCUGGUAAGCGCACCGACCUGCCACACCGGAAUCCGUAGCAAGUACAGCGACACGUCGAUCGAGCCAACAGGGGAGGGACGCCACUCGCCUUCAUUGAAGUUAUUCAGC